UGUAAUUUUAAUUUCGAUAAAAAUAUUACAAUUGAUGUAAACAGUUUAAAGUUUAACUUUGUUUUCUAUAAAAUAUAAAUAUAUAUUUAAACAUUUAAUUCUAUCGUGUUUAUUAUAGUUUCGAUAUAUAUUUUCUGCUACAUAAUAUUUACUGUAUAUUAUAUAAUAAUAUAUAAUAUAAUGUUGUUCAAAAAUCAAAUCGAUCGUAUUCUGAACCGUCUGCAUUCAAAUUCGGACGAUUAUGUCGAAGAAGUGUAUUAUUGCAGUGGCCACGAUACAAAAGCUAUGAACCACCUAAAAAAUAUGUACAAAAAAUGCAGAAUUUGUAAAAGUUCUUUGAGAUGGCCGUUAACGAAAAUUGUAAAAUGCCAAAAUUGUUUUUUGACGUGUCACAAAUCUUGUAUAAAGUCGAUAAUGUGUCCACUGGGAAAAAAAUCUGACGAUCGACUCAUGGGCAUAUUUGACUCUGAAGUUUAUACGGGACAGCCUUGGGAGAUGGAGGAUUGUGUAAGGCUCAUACAGUCAUAAUAAUAUAGUCCUGCUGCAGGUCUGUAAUUGUCAUCUCUGGGAUGUUUUGUUACGACCCGUUUGAUAAGUUUCGACUAGUGAAAUGUAUUCAUUUUCAGAUUUAUUCUGCAGUUCUUAAAUGUCUAUUUUUAUGCAUAUAAUAAAUGUUCAUUUAUUGUAAAAUUAUCUUUUAAAUGUAAUUUGAAAAACGGCAUGUCAGUAGCAUACCGUGCAUGAUUGUUAAAAAUUAUAUUACCUACUGUUUUUUUAUUAAUUGUAUUAUAUAUUUGUUUUCUAAAUUCAAGAUUGUAUCCACUGUUUUAUAUUAUAUUAUAUUAUAUAUUUAUUGUAUCUGAAAUGUAUCUACCUACAUAUUAAUUUUAAAUUG
This is a messenger RNA of Aphis gossypii (cotton aphid), 895 nucleotides long. RefSeq lists its product as uncharacterized. The transcript has 4 exons. Bases 181 to 528 code for a protein of 115 amino acids. The record is from RefSeq and is a predicted model, not a curated record. Lineage: Eukaryota; Metazoa; Arthropoda; Insecta; Hemiptera; Aphididae.